GCCUAAUCCAGUUUCUUGAUAUGGGUUCAAAUUUCAAAUCAGACGACCUAAGGUUGGCCCAAAGCCAUAAAAAGAACAUAUUUGAGCAGCCUGAACACUGGAAACCAAUCCAAGUUUGUAGCCCAACGUCUACCCAUGCAAAGUCGGAGUAGCAUUCCAACAGGAGAGUGCGCCCAGAUCCACUUAUUAUAUAUCUGCGAGCCGUUCAAAAAGCUUCAAAAUGGAAAACAGAAACAGAGAAAGCAUUCCAUAUCAAUGGAAGCGGGAACUAUCCUCCCCACCUCCAUUCUCUUUAGAAGCCCAUUCCAUUUCCCAAUCUCUCGUCCCCUCCAAAAUUUGCGCUUCUUCGUUAGAGCCUCUUCAGAUUUAAAUUCGCAGGGGAAGUAUAGAGGACCGAAGCCGAAGAGAGAUUUGGUGGCAGAUUGGGUAUCGAACAACGACGACACCGUUCGAAGCUUGCCAAUUUACGUUGGAGGCGCUUCUCUCUUGGCCGUGCUCUUUAAUCGCGCGGCCUCUGGUAUUGCUCCUGUUGCCGAUGCCAGUAGUUCACAAUCUAGGGCUGAUCUAUUGACACUUGGAUUGGCUGUUACCAAUAUAUUAGCUGGUUUAAUAUGGCUCUCGAUCAAGCCAAAAUCUAUAUCUCUGGUAAAUCCUCAAGGUGUGGAGUGUCAGAUUAUAUUAUCCCACCUACCUGACUAUGUGGUGUCUGAGUUGUUAUGGGCAUGGGAAUCUCUGUCAGCUGCCACAUGCUGUAGAUCUCUAGUUGUUGUUUAUGAUUGCGUCUGUUUUCUACAAAUUGGUAUGGCAGCUGAAUCUCCCAAUAAGGGUGAAGCAUUGUCCGUGGAUGCUGCCAAACUGAUGCAGGGAUCACUUGUUCAAGCCAUUAAGAAAUCUGGAGCUCAGAGCUAUCUGGCCAACCUGUCUCUCUAUCCUGGGAGGACUGAGCUGCCGUUUCUUCCUUUAAAUACACAGGCAGUGAUUUUGCAGCCACUUGGAGAUAAAGGAGUUGCAAUAAUUGGUGGUGACACAAUUAGGGGUUUCACUACUUCCGAUCAGGCUUGGAUUACAUUUAUUGGAGAGAAACUUGAUAGCACACUAGCAAAAUGUGUAAUCAGCAGUCCAUUGGCAAUGCAAGAUAGAAUUUGAGACUAGCCUGGAGCAAAAGAUUCAGGCAUGUCAUCCGAGUCUGACAACAUGUGCUUGGUUGAUAUUUUAACUAAGAAGACAGUGAAAAUAUAAGUCUCUGUUCCAUGAGAUUCAACGUAUGCUAGCUUGGCAAUGGGAUGUUAGAAUUCAGCCUUGUUAUCGGGAAGCAAAUUAUUGUGCAGAUGGCCUUGCUAAUUUUAGAUUCAAUGUUGGUUAUGGUUGUUGUUUCUUAGACAAUCCUCCUGAUGUUCUAAAGAAUUUGUCGUACCAGGAUAGAGUUGGUGUUGUCACACCCCUGAAUGUUGUUUAGGCAUUUCUGCCUCCUUUUGAUUAAAAAAAUAAAUAAAAAUUUCUGGACUCAUAUAUGCAUAAA
Ricinus communis (castor bean) is the source of this 1519-nucleotide messenger RNA. RefSeq names its product protein COFACTOR ASSEMBLY OF COMPLEX C SUBUNIT B CCB4, chloroplastic. NCBI's taxonomy places the organism in Eukaryota, Viridiplantae, Streptophyta, Magnoliopsida, Malpighiales, Euphorbiaceae. The record is from RefSeq and is a predicted model, not a curated record. The coding region runs from base 136 to 1146 and encodes 336 amino acids. Gene Ontology annotation, biological process: cytochrome b6f complex assembly. The transcript has 8 exons. Gene Ontology annotation, cellular component: chloroplast.